Oncorhynchus keta (chum salmon) is the source of this 1523-nucleotide messenger RNA. It is a transcript of the gene scpp9, whose product is annotated as secretory calcium-binding phosphoprotein 9. Bases 66 to 671 code for a protein of 201 amino acids. The record is from RefSeq and is a predicted model, not a curated record. Lineage: Eukaryota; Metazoa; Chordata; Actinopteri; Salmoniformes; Salmonidae. The transcript is spliced from 10 exons.
CUGAGAAUACUGCUUGGAGGACAGCACCUGAAGCAAAACCAUUUUCACCACUUCAAGAUUGCAAAAUGAAGCUUCUUAUUUUUGUAGCCUUCAUGGCCACCAUCUUCAAUGUCAAUGCUGGCAAGAAACUGAGACUGCUGGCAGGUCUAAAUGGUGGAAUUGUGUCUGGGGUUAACCCUGGACUGGUGGUGGGGGGCCUGAACACUGGCGUCCUCCCUGGUGGCACUGGGUUGAUUGGGCAGCCUCAGUUUGCCCAGAUGGUCCCAGGUGUCCCCACGUAUGUCAUGCAACCCCAAGCUGUUCCCAAUGGUCCCUAUGGUUUUCCCAAUGUCGGGAUGCUGCAGCCUCAACUGUUCCCUAACUUCCCUGGACAGUACCAGUAUCCUGCCCCACCAGCUAACGGGCUGCCUUACUACAUGGGUGUGCCUCAAAUGACAGGAAUGAAUCCUCCACAACAGCAAGUCAUGGGAGUCCAAGGUGCAGGUGGGAUUCCCAUGAUGCAACAGCAGCAGCCACAGCAGGGUCCUCCACAAGCAGAGCCCGUGAGAAGAUUCAAGCGCUUUCUGAUGAGGAGGGCUCACACCAUGAAACCUGAUUUGGACAUUCAGAUUUCAACUGAGACAACCACAACUCCGCCCCCAACUACUUGUUCAGACAAUAUUCCAGUUUAGAGUCGACAAAUUUGAGAGGAACAAGGUGUCUGCUGUAGAACAUGGACACAGGGGAAUUUCACCAAGUCGUCCACAGCACUUUAAGUUAAUCAUAUCAGAUACGCUAGCGGUUAAGAGCUUUGGGCCAUUAACCGAAAGGUUGCUGGUUCGAAUCCCUGAGCCAACUAGGUGAAAAAUUGGUUGAUGUGCCCUUGAGCAAGGCAUUUAACCCUAAUUGCUCAUGUUAAUUGCUCUGGAUAAGAGCGUUUGCUAAAUUACUAAAAUGUAAACGUAUAAUGUCUUCUAACAUUGUAUACAUGCAGAUCUUAUUUGCUAUGUCUAUGUUUCUUCUUGAAAUUUCAAUAAACAUGACUAUUAGCCUUCAUUAAAAUUGUUUGUUUGUUUGGUUUGAAAUGGGGGUUGAUUUUUGGCCCUUCCUACAUUUGUCAUGCAAAUGUAUGGCAUAUUGCCCCAAUUUCGCCAUCUAGGGGCAGAAUUAAAUUAAUUUGAGUAUCUAAAAUAUUAUGAGCCCAGAUUACUAGACUCAGAUUAAGUUUAGUCCAUAAGAAGCACUUUCAAUGGAGCAUCUCCAUUGAGCAUGCAUUUCAGUCCAGGACUAGGUUGAAAUUCUGUCCAGGAAGCCAUCCCUUUAAGAAUUUGUGAGGACCUGAGAAAGUAAAGACACUGUUGGUGAAGAAGCACAUCGACAGGCUUCAAGUGACUGCAGGGCUAAAGGAUGAACAGACCCAGCGCCAUGAAAAAGUGACUAAGGGGGCAGUUUAAAUCGGUUCGGAAGCAACAUUUUGGGGGAUUCUUGCAUUGGAAUUAUAUUGAAUUCUGCUUAUAAUUCUGCUUAUAUUGUAUAUCACUCUA